GGGGUUCCGUUAAUGUUUAAUCAGAUAGGAUCGUCCGAUGAGGCUCGGGUGGCGUGAUCUUCCAGCCCCGGGCGUCGAGCACCCACACCCUAGAAGGUUUCCGCCGAGGCGUCGAGGCUGCAGGCGUGCACUGCGGCGCAGGGUUCUGGGUCUGAGGCUGGAGGAGUGAGCCAGGCGUGAGACUGCGGGGCCGAGACGCGUCGCUGCAGUGUGCAGCCCCGGCGUCCCUUCGCAAAGGCGCUGCUCCCUCCAGGAUCCCAAGCUCCAGCGCACGCACUGUUCUUUCCACCGCCAGGCCCCAGGCGCGGCCUGCCAGGACCCAAAUCUCGCCUGUCGCCCUGAUGGGUACCGGUAACUCCAGGCAGCCGCGAUGGCCGCCGCUGCUGCUGCUGUUGGUGCUCCUGGGGCCUGCAGUCGCCCGCGCGCAGGAGGACGAGGACGGCGACUACGAGGAGCUGGUGCUCGCCUUCCCGUCGGAGGAGGACGGCCCGGCAGACGCGGCCCAGCACGUGGCCACUGCCACUUUCAACCGCUGCGCCAAGGAUGCCUGGAGGCUGCCGGGCACCUAUGUGGUGGUGCUGAAGGAGGAGACCCACCGCUCGCAGGCCGAGCACACCGCCCGCCGCCUGCAGGCCCAAGCUGCCCGCCGGGGCUACCUCACCAAGGUUCUGCAUCUCUUCCAUGACCUCUUCCCUGGCUUCCUGGUGAAAAUGAGCGGCGACUUGCUGGACCUGGCCCUGAGGUUGCCCUACGUGGACUACAUCGAGGAGGACUCCUCUGUCUUUGCCCAGAGCAUCCCGUGGAACCUGGAGCGGAUAAUCCCUGCACGCCACCAGGUGGAGGAGUUCCCUAUGCCCAGUGGAGGCAGCUUGGUGGAGGUGUAUCUGUUGGACACCAGCAUCCAGAGAGGCCACCGGGAAAUUGAGGGCAGGGUCACGGUCACCGACUUUGGGACUGUGCCUGAGGAGGACGGCACACGCUCUCACAGACAGGCAAGCAAGUGUGACAGCCACGGCACUCACCUGGCGGGGGUGGUCAGCGGCCGGGACGCGGGCGUGGCCAAGGGCACCAGCCUGCGCAGCCUGCGCGUGCUCAACUGCCAAGGGAAGGGCGCGGUCAGCGGCACCCUCGUUGGCCUGGAGUUUAUUCUGAAGAGCCAACAGGCCCAGCCCACUGGGCCGCUGGUGGUGCUGCUGCCCCUGGCGGGUGGGUAUAGCCGGGUCCUCAACACGGCCUGCCAGCGCCUGGCGGGGGCCGGGGGGGGGGUCCGCGAUGACCCCUGCUUCUACUCCCCAGCGUCGGCUCCAGAGGUCAUCACGGUUGGGGCCACCAAUUCUCAGGACCAGCCAGUGACCCUGGGAACCCUGGGGACCAACUUUGGCCGCUGCGUGGACCUCUUUGCCCCAGGGGAGGACAUCAUUGGGGCCUCCAGCGACUGCAGCACCUGCUUCGUGUCCCAGAGCGGGACGUCACAGGCUGCCGCCCACGUGGCUGGCAUUGCAGCCAUGAUGCUGAGCGCCCAGCCGCAGCUCACUCUGGCCGAGCUGAGGCAGAGACUGAUCCACUUCUCCGCCAAAGACGUCAUCAACGAGGCCUGGUUCCCUGAGGACCAGCGGGUACUGACCCCCAACCUGGUGGCCACACUGCCUCCCAGCGGCCCUGGAGCAGGUGGGCAGCUGCUCUGCAGGACUGUGUGGUCAGCAUGCUCGGGGCCUACGCGGACAGCCACCGCCAUGGCCAGCUGCGCCCCAGAUGAGGAGCUGCUGAGCUGCUCCAGUUUCUCCCGGAGUGGGAAGCGCUGGGGCGAGCGCAUCGAGGUCCGAGGGGGCAGGCGGGCCUGCCUGGCUCACAAUGCCUUUGGGGGUGAGGGCGUCUAUGCUGUGGCCAGGUGCUGCUUGCUGCCCCAGGCCAACUGCAGCACCCACACGACUCCAGCAGCCAGGGCCAGCACAGGGACCCACGCCCACUGCCACCAUCAGGACCAUGUCCUCACAGGCUGCAGCUCCCACUGGGAGGCCAAGGGCCCCAGCACCCAUGGGCAGCCUGCACCAAGACCACGAGGCCCGCCGGGUCACUGUGUGGGCCACCAAGAGGCCACUGUCCACGCAUCCUGCUGCCACGCGCCAGGUCUGGAGUGCAAAGUCAAGGAGCACGGGGCCCCAGGCCCAGCAGAGCAGGUCACCGUGGCCUGUGAGGAGGGCUGGACCCUGACUGGCUGCAGUGGCCUCCCGGGGGCCUCCCACAUCCUGGGGGCCUACGCUGUGGACAACACAUGUGUGGUGAGGAGCCAGGAUGGCGGUGCAGCAGGCAGGAGCAGCGAGGAGGCCAUGGUAGCUGUUGCCAUCUGCUGCCGGAGCCAGCCCAGGGCACAGGCCCCCCAGGAACUCCAGUGACAGCCCCAUUGCAGCAGUGCCUGGGCCGAGGGGGCAGAGCUCUACCUUCCUGGGGCUGCGGGUGUGGGCCCUGCGGGUUGGGGUGGCUCUUGCCUAAGAGCAUUGAUCUCGCACCCUGGGUCAUGCCUCCCUUACUGAGGGGCCUGGGUCGGAGGUUUGACCAUUAACAUGGGCCAGGCUGUGCUCGGCUCCUGCGGCAGCUCCCAGUGUGCCAACACUGGGCAGAGUUCCCUAUUGCCAAGAUCCUGCCGGGGCUGGGCAUGCAGUCCUUCAGCAAGGAGGCAGAUUGUCCCCAUGGGCUGGUGACAGAGAACUGAGGGAAGCGGGAAGGGGCCAAGUGUGAGCCAGAUGGGACGAGGUUGGUGCUAAUGGCCUCUCACCUCCUGUUCACUCUGAAUUCCCUGCGGGCUCUCCAGUUGGUGAUAGGUUUAACACACUCUGGGGCAGGGGCAGG
Tupaia belangeri chinensis (Chinese tree shrew) is the source of this 2847-nucleotide messenger RNA. RefSeq names its product proprotein convertase subtilisin/kexin type 9 (gene PCSK9). Gene Ontology annotation, molecular function: serine-type endopeptidase activity. The transcript is spliced from 14 exons. Gene Ontology annotation, biological process: proteolysis. The record is from RefSeq and is a predicted model, not a curated record. Lineage: Eukaryota; Metazoa; Chordata; Mammalia; Scandentia; Tupaiidae. The coding region runs from base 342 to 2393 and encodes 683 amino acids.